This is a messenger RNA of Anguilla rostrata (American eel), 1094 nucleotides long. Its product is annotated as rho-related GTP-binding protein RhoA-D-like. The transcript is spliced from 5 exons. The record is from RefSeq and is a predicted model, not a curated record. NCBI's taxonomy places the organism in Eukaryota, Metazoa, Chordata, Actinopteri, Anguilliformes, Anguillidae. Gene Ontology annotation, molecular function: protein kinase binding; GTP binding; GTPase activity. Gene Ontology annotation, cellular component: cytosol. Gene Ontology annotation, biological process: small GTPase-mediated signal transduction. Bases 169 to 750 code for a protein of 193 amino acids.
UCUCGAGCCGGUCUCGAGUGGUCUUUCUCCGGAUUCAUGGGCGGGGCUUAUGCGUGCCCGCUUCGUUCCCUAGCAAUACGCUGCUGAGACACACUGCAGCAAGGCUGACGAGAGUAAGGACGGGAGAAGAGAGAUAGUCAGGUUAAAAGCACAACAGCGGUCAACGUGAUGGCAGCCAUUCGCAAGAAGCUGGUGAUCGUGGGGGAUGGCGCGUGCGGGAAGACCUGCCUGCUCAUCGUCUUCAGUAAAGACCAGUUCCCCGAGGUCUACGUGCCCACGGUGUUCGAGAACUACAUCGCCGACAUCGAGGUGGACGGAAAGCAGGUGGAGUUGGCGCUCUGGGACACGGCCGGCCAGGAGGACUACGACCGGCUGCGGCCGCUGUCCUACCCCGACACCGACGUCAUCCUCAUGUGCUUCUCCAUCGACAGCCCCGACAGCUUAGAGAACAUUCCGGAGAAGUGGACCCCCGAGGUGAAGCACUUCUGUCCCAACGUGCCCAUCAUCCUGGUGGGGAACAAGAAGGACCUGAGGAACGACGAGCACACGCGCAGCGAACUGGCCAAGAUGAAGCAGGACCCUGUGAGGCCAGAGGAAGGCCGUGACAUGUCCAACAAGAUCGGCGCCUUUGGCUACCUGGAGUGCUCGGCCAAGACCAAGGAAGGAGUGCGGGAGGUAUUUGAGAUGGCCACCAGGGCGGCGCUGCAGGUCAAGAAGCGCAAGAAGAGGGGUGGCUGCCUGCUGUUUUGAGAGAGGCACGGGGGCCACGGCAGAUGCCAACUGAUAACUGCGACAAAAAAAAAGAGGAUUUAUCCUGACAAACCGCCAUCUUCGUCCUGUAUCUUACAUUUCACGCAAAUGAUGAGCGAGGAAUCUGGGCAGAAAAAAGAAAAGAAAAAAGACACCAAAACUCACAUUAAUCACAGGAAGACUGGGCUGCAACGCGGGUUUCAGAACUGACAUUUUUAACCAGACUUAUUCUUUUUUUCCUUUUUUUUUGGCACUAUGGGUCUUUUUUAUGUUGUUUUUCACCAGCAUAUCUUCCUAUUUGUAUGAAAGGAUAAUAAAUGUAUGUAUAUGUGUACACAUAAAUA